ACGCUCGAUGUUCCAGCGCCCUUCCCCCACCCUUGACCCUCGACGAAAGCACGAGUCCCUGGCUCGUCGAACAGCACAGGUCCCCCGACAUCCGAAACUGGUGCGGUGCCUCACGCAUCAGGCUGCGUCGGCACCGAUGGAAUGGCACGUGAGUCACGCACGCACCCACCGGGAACGGCACCAUCAACGGGCGCUGCAGUCAUCGCAUGAAGUGGUGCAGGUGAGACUGCCGCGGGACGAGGGGGGAGCGGAGCACGUGGUGCACGAGGAGAUGGCGCCAUCUGGGAGGGGGCGGCGGUGGAAGGAGGCAGUGGAACAGAGUCCUCGGGAAAACGAAGCGGUGGCCAUUGGAAAGAGGGAUGACCUAAAGGGAGACUCUGCAAGGCUUGCACGGCAGAAGCCAAAUGCGGCUCGUCGAGGGGGAAGUCCACACCUCACAGGGUUUCGGUUGCCAUCGCUUUGCGUAUUUCUGCGCCGCCGCACUGCCACUCUGGUCGACGCGGCGAAACGCUCAAGUGUGGUCGACGCGGCAAAACGAAGACUUCCGAUCGGCAGUUGCGCUCGCCACGUGGAGCCGCGCGGCGGUUCCGUACUUCAGCGGUGGUGGGCGGACGCUCCAACCGGGGCGGAACAUCGUUCGGCAGGGCUGUCCUCCUCACCUGGUUGCAGGCAUCUUCAAUCGUGGUGGCAGAGGUGCACGCAGGUGGGUGGGUGUGGACGUUGUUUUUCGUGUUGGAAGGGCGUCAUGGAGGGCUGCAAUGGCGAUGUCUGUGUUAUGCUGUCGUCGAGGGAGAAGACAGCUGUCGCGGCGGCUGCGGUUGCCGUUGUCCGUCGUUUCCAAUUGGAGAGGGCGGCCGGACGCAUGAAGGCAGCGCUUUCGAGGCGGCGGCAGAGGCUUCUGCUGCAGAGGGKGUUGGACGCCCCGGACUGCAUCUCCACUUCGGAGGCCGUGGUUCAGCUAUGCGUUGCAAUAGGGUGCGGUUUGCUUCCUCGGGCGACACCACGUUGGUGGAUGAGGCGGAGAACUGGCGGGACUUGGGAGGAUUUGCGGGUGUGCGAUGACGCUACAGACGACUACUUCCGUGAAAAGCUCCGCAUGUCCAGGAGAGUGUUCAUGGAGAUCAGCGAAGCCUGCGCGCCUCAUUUGCAACGACAGGUGACGUUUUACAGGGAACCACUUCAGUCGGAGCAGAUCGUCGUGUACACGCUCUAUAGGUGGGCUACAGGAGAGUCAUACGAGAACAACACAUCAUCCUUCGGCAUAGGUAGGACUUCCGGAGUUCGAGUCGUGCGCGAUGUGACAGGCGCUUUGUUGAGGGUGUACGGGGACAAGAUAUCGUGGCCGACUGGGSUGCGGAAACACGUCGUGCUACGGGCGUUUCUGGAGAAGGGCUUUCCCAACUGCCAUGGCGCAGUUGACUGCACACACAUCUACGUGGACAAACCGGCGAAUGCGCCGAGCGAGAACUACUUCGACCGCAAGCACCAUUUCUCCGUUAUUGCGCAGGUGGUGGUGGACCUAGAUCUGCGCGUGCUUGACGUGUUCGUUGGAUAUCCGGGGAGCUGCCACGACAUUAGGGUGAUCCAGCUGUCAAGUCUAUCGAGGCGAGCGGAAGAGGGACAAAUGUUUCAAGGGUCGCCUAUCACGCUGCCGGGAGAGGUGAAGACGAACGAAUACAUCUUGGGCGACAACGGGUAUCCUCCUUCUGAAUGGGUAGUGGUGCCAUAUGGAUGAAUCAAUCAGCACCCGGACGAGGAAAGGUUCGACACGAAACAGAAGGUCGCAAGAGGGGCUGUGGAGAGGGCGUUCGGGAGGUUGAAGGGGAUGUGGAGGCUCUUCCUUCGGACGCACAAGACCAACCUCGACACUCUACCGCAGCAGUUCACGGCAGUCUGCAUUCUCCACAACAUCCUGCUCGAGGCCGGUAUCGAGUUCGACGAGAAUUUGUUGUGGGAGGCCGACGAGAACGGGGUGAGGCGUCGCGUGGACCUGGGGAUUCAUCGUCCCCCGCAGCCAGUGAACAUGUUGACCUCGACGCACGCGGCUCACGCGCUCCGCAAUGCGCUGGCGGAGCGAAUGAAACACAUGUGAUCAU
Molecule: messenger RNA, 2096 nt
Organism: Chara braunii
Lineage: Eukaryota; Viridiplantae; Streptophyta; Charophyceae; Charales; Characeae
Source: the annotation of a GenBank genome assembly